This is a messenger RNA of Mastomys coucha (southern multimammate mouse), 1472 nucleotides long. RefSeq names its product joining chain of multimeric IgA and IgM (gene Jchain). The record is from RefSeq and is a predicted model, not a curated record. Lineage: Eukaryota; Metazoa; Chordata; Mammalia; Rodentia; Muridae. The coding region runs from base 163 to 642 and encodes 159 amino acids. Gene Ontology annotation, molecular function: immunoglobulin receptor binding. Gene Ontology annotation, cellular component: pentameric IgM immunoglobulin complex. Gene Ontology annotation, biological process: humoral immune response. The transcript has 4 exons.
CAUAGCACACAGUUCAAACCUGAAGCCCUGUUGUGAUUACUUCAGCUCACCUGUUCUGGGGUGUUAUUUUAAGAAAGCAGAAGCAGCAUCAUUUGCACACCCCUUAUAGACACACAUUUGGCUGUAGAUUUUUGGCUUCAGUCUUUGAAAAGUGAAGACAAGAUGAAGACCCAUUUGCUUCUCUGGGGAGUCCUGGCCAUUUUUGUUAAGGCUGUCCUUGUAACAGGUGACAACGAAGGGACCAUUCUUGCUGACAACAAAUGCAUGUGUACCCGAGUUACUUCUAGGAUCAUCCGUUCCACCGAGGAUCCUAAUGAGGACGUUGUGGAGAGAAAUAUCCGAAUUGUUGUCCCUUUGAACAACAGGGAGAAUAUCUCUGAUCCCAACUCUCCACUGAGAAGGAACUUUGUAUACCAUUUGUCAGACAUCUGUAAGAAAUGCGAUCCUGUGGAAGUGGAGCUGGAAGAUCAGGUCGUUACUGCCACCCAGAGCAAUAUCUGCAGUGAAGACACUGGUGUUCCUGAGACGUGCUACAUGUAUGACAGAAAUAAGUGCUAUACCACUAUGGUCCCACUUACAUAUCGUGGUGAGACCAAAAUGGUGCAAGCGGCCUUGACCCCUGAUUCCUGCUACCCUGACUAGUUUGAGUCACUCACUGUGCAGCUCGUUGUCAUUAGAGGCUCUCCAUUUGCACCCAGAAGUUAUACUCACUGCUAAUGAAUUUGAAACCGGGUUUUUUUUUUUUGUUUUUUUUUUUAGUGGUAUAAAACUAACAUUCCCUUUCAAUAGUUAGAAUACCAGCACUGCUGUCAUUAUUAUGUAAUUCUUUCUCAAUUCUAAGUAGUAAAUCCUCAUGCUUGUUCAAGGAGGUAUGUUUAAAAGUUCAUUUUCUAGUGUUUAAAAUUGUAAGCAAGGGAAGAAAGUAAAAUUCCAGGAGUAAAAAUCAAGAGGCAUAAUUAAAUUCAACCCCUUCCUCCCUCCCUUCCUUCCUCCCUUCCUUUCUUCCUUUGCUGUGGAGAGCUGGAGCUUUGGCACAUCCUGUACUAGUCUUUCUUUAACAGCUCACUGGGUAGAGAAAACAGCCAAUAAACACAGGGCACCUACAUAUCUUCACCAUAAGUCAUAAAUGACACAUUUUGGAACUACUGACUAACAUUUAUGAAAGACAUUUGCUGAAAAUGCUAUAAUUUGAUGCACAUAUGAAAAAAUGAGUGUUGAUAGAAUACAUAAACUUAGCAUUAGAUUUUCUUGAUAAUAUUUUUGACAGUGAGAUUAUUGUCUGAAAUUCUUAAGGGGAGUCUUUGGUGUCUCAGCUGAAUUUAAUGAAAUUUGUAUUCCAAAAUAUGUAUUCUCUAAUACAGUUUGAACAAUUAAAUAGAGUGAUAAGCAUAUACCCGUGUGAAAUGAUUCGUUGGAAAAAUUUUUUACUUGUGUUUAACCUUCUUGAUGUAAAUUAAAUAUGUUAUCAUUGG